AAAUUUCAAAAUUUUCCAAUUUUCCAUUUUUUCGGAAUAUUCUUGGAAUUAUUGGUAAAUCCACGGCAACGAAUCUGCAAAAAAUUCAUAUAUAUAUAUAUAUAAAAUUCAAUAUUGUGUAGUACUCAUUUGCUAAACGGAAGAGAAAGAAGAGAACAGUUUCCAUGGUUUCACCAAGUGUGAUCCCUUAUAUCUUUCUGUUACUUCUUGUUGGAUGCUCGGCCAGACCUCUCUAUCCACUACCUGGAAGAAGAAAUGAUAGGAAUAAACAGCCUUUACAAACAUUUCGAGCUUACAACAUCGCACACCGAGGUUCAAAUGGAGAAGUUCCUGAAGAAACUGCAGCAGCAUACAUGAGAGCUAUUGAAGAGGGUACAGAUUUCAUCGAAACAGAUAUUUUAGCAUCUAAAGAUGGCGCUCUUAUAUGCUUCCAUGAUGUCAUCCUUGAUGAUACAACUGAUAUAGCAAAUCACAAGGAGUUUGCUGAUCGAAAGAGGACCUAUGAAGUUCAAGGGGUCAACACUACUGGAUAUUUUCUGGUUGAUUUCACCCUUCAAGAAUUGAAGCUUCUGCGCGUAAAGCAGAGAUAUCCUUUCAGAGAUCAGCAAUAUAAUGGACAAUUUUCUAUUAUUACUUUUGAGGAGUUCAUCUCAAUUGCUUUGGAUGCUCAUAGAGUUGUUGGAAUAUAUCCAGAGAUAAAAAAUCCAGUCCUUAUCAACCAACACGUCAAAUGGCCAGGUGGUAAGAAAUUCGAGGACAAGUUUGUUGAGACACUAAAGAAGUAUGGAUACAAAGGUUCAUAUAUGUCGAAGCAAUGGUUAAAGCAGCCUGCAUUCAUUCAAUCUUUUGCACCAACAUCGUUAAUUUAUAUAUCAAAUCAGACAGACUUGCCUAAGAUCUUCCUCAUUGAUGACACGAAUAUGCCAACUCAAGACACCAAUCAGUCAUACUGGGAGAUCACGUCAGAUGGUUAUCUUGACUAUAUCAAGGAAUAUGUGGUGGGGAUUGGGCCUUGGAAGGACACCAUAGUUCCUUGUUCCAACAAUUAUCUGCAAACACCUUCUGAUCUCGUCGCAAGAGCACAUGCCCGUAAUCUACAGGUUCAUCCAUACACUUUCCGGAAUGAGAACAAAUACCUACACUUCAACUUCAGUGAAGAUCCAUACAAUGAGUAUGACUACUGGAUAAACAAGAUAGGAGUUGAUGGACUCUUCACAGACUUCACAGGUAGCCUUCACCAAUAUCAGGAAUGGACCAAACCAUUUGCAUCUGGAGACAAAGAAGCAACAAGGCUUCUGCAUAAGAUUGAAGCGAUGCUUUCCAAGUUCAAAUACACCACCUGAGUUAAAAUUGUAUUUUUCAUUGUCUGAUCACGGCUAUGCUAUUUAUUGGUCUGUAUAUAUCAUCGGUUUUCCAAUUUAUAUUUACCCGAGUUAAAACAGAUUUCAAUAUAUUAUAACUGGUGCAAUAACACUCUUGAAUCUCCAGGCUAUUGUUUUAUACAAGAAAUUCCCACCUUGCGAUGGGCAUUUGCCAAGCUUCUUUACA
Capsicum annuum is the source of this 1548-nucleotide messenger RNA. RefSeq names its product glycerophosphodiester phosphodiesterase GDPD6. The record is from RefSeq and is a predicted model, not a curated record. Gene Ontology annotation, biological process: lipid metabolic process. Bases 165 to 1343 code for a protein of 392 amino acids. Gene Ontology annotation, cellular component: vacuole. NCBI's taxonomy places the organism in Eukaryota, Viridiplantae, Streptophyta, Magnoliopsida, Solanales, Solanaceae. Gene Ontology annotation, molecular function: glycerophosphodiester phosphodiesterase activity. The transcript is spliced from 8 exons.